AUGGUCCAUUACGGAGUUCCUGCGGAUCUCCUCGAGUUCCGUGACGAGUUCUUCCCUCAGCCAACCCCAGCCUCCACUACUAGACCGAAACCUAACCUCACGCUGGAUGCCGCUGCCGUCAAUGUCCACGGUCUUGCUCCAGGACUGAAGAUGUCCGAGUGCGGAGAGCGGCCGGAUCCCGCCACCAUCAAUCCCGAAAGCAGGAAGAUCGAUGCUGCCUUCUACAAUGUUGAUGAUGUCCCGGACGAUGGUCGACAGCGCUGGGCCGAUCAAAUCCUGUCAUUAGAAUUCAAGCGCGACGAUGUCUCCUUGGACCCCUUCGACGAAGAGGAAGAGAACAUCUGCAGUACUCCUACUCUGACUCCCAACGCCCAGCACGUGGCUCUCUUCACGCUCGUCGUCCUCGGUACUCGGAUCCGCUUCGUUCGCUGGGACCGUUCUGGAACGGUGGUCACUAGAGCCUUCGAUUAUGUCCAGAAAUGGAAUGUGUCUUGCGAGAUCCUGUGGCGUAUCGGCAACUGCACGAUGACGCAGCUCGGCUUCGACCCUAGCGCGACUCGACUGUACCCUGGCCAAGCGGAAUACAACCUGAUGGACACCGCUGCCGACAACGUCGAGGGUGACGUCGUUGGGACAGAGCACGUUGUCUCUGGAUCCAAGCUCCCAGAUGGGCAUUUCAAGUACAUCAUGAAGAAAGAGUCCUACAUCCUCCGUUCCCUCCUUGAUCCUGCGCUCAAAGGACAGGCACGCGCGCCUGACCUUGAGAUGCGUGAGCUCGCGCCAAAGGUGCACAUCGAUAAGAAUGAGGAGUUUGCCGAGGACAACAACCCCGUAUUGCGGUUUCGGCCGACUCUACCGCGGUCUCGUACCCCCGCUGCUUGGACAUACCCCGCUUUGUUCACAAUCUUCCGCGAAGAAGGGCCCGCAGCGCUAUACAAAGGUUUCGUGCCUAAGGUUCUCCGUCUGGCGCCUGGAGGCGGUGUCCUCUUGACGGAAGAUGUUAAGCGUGUGAACUCUACCACGAGCAAGCUCUUGGUCCGCCAUACGUCUGAGCUGGCUCCGGACUUGAGCGUGUCGGACAUCAGUACCACAACACCGCUGUGCUGCUAG
Messenger RNA from Dichomitus squalens LYAD-421 SS1, 1110 nucleotides. RefSeq lists its product as uncharacterized. Lineage: Eukaryota; Fungi; Basidiomycota; Agaricomycetes; Polyporales; Polyporaceae. The record is from RefSeq and is a predicted model, not a curated record. The transcript is spliced from 7 exons. The coding region runs from base 1 to 1110 and encodes 369 amino acids.